CCUAUAAGUUGUUUGCAAGCCAUCAUUACAGAAAAGACGAAGAAGAUAGCUCAAAAACCGGAAGCUGCUCACUGCGCAUGUGUCGUUUCUACAGAUUACUAAACAAUGGAGAAGGUUGAAGAAAAACAAGGAGGAACGAAUGGAGAGGAGGGAGCAACACCAGGAGGAGGAGGAGGAGGAAGAGAGCUGGGACUGAAGUCAGGGAUGAAGAGAAGGCAUGAAGAAAGGGAGGAUGAGGAGGAGACUUCUCCCACUAAGAAGCUGGUGGCUGAUCACAGCAAGAAUGUUGCGAGUCACUACAACACUCUGCAGGAAGUCGGACUGGCGGCUCGAAGUCAAAGCAGGAUCUUCUACAUGAGGAACUUUAACAACUGGCUGAAGAGCGUUCUGAUUGGUGAGAUCCUGGAACAGGCACGAGGUACAGGGAGCAGGCCUGUGUAUGUGUUGGACCUUGGCUGUGGUAAAGGAGGAGACUUGUUGAAGUGGAGAAGAGGAGGCAUCAGUCACCUCGUCUGUGCAGAUAUAGCAGAAGUGUCCGUGGAACAGUGCCAGUCUCGAUACGAAGACAUGAAAAGGAAAAGUCAUGCUAAGGAGAAAAUCUUCAGCGCUCAGUUUAUCGCCGCAGAUUGUUCAAAGGAGGUUCUGUCAGAGAAGCUGGAUGACCCCGAGCUGAUGUUUGACAUCUGCAGCUCUCAGUUUGUGUAUCAUUACUCGUUUGAGAGCGAGCAGAAGGCGGACAUGAUGCUGAGAAACGCCUGCGAGCGACUCAAACCUGGAGGCUUCUUCAUUGGAACGACGCCGGAUGCCUACGAGCUUGUUAAACGUCUGGAGGCGUCGGACUCCCUGUGUUUUGGUAACGAGAUUUUUAAGGUUUCCUUUCAAUCCAAAGGUUCCUAUCCUCUGUUUGGGUGUCAGUAUCACUUCAACCUUGAGGGCGUGGUUGAUGUCCCCGAGUUUCUUGUCUACUUUCCUCUGUUUGAACACAUGGCAAAGCGGUACAACAUGCGUCUGGUCCUGAAGCAGAGGUUCUCUGAGUUCUUUGAGGAAAAGAUGAAAAAGGAACAACAUCGCAGCCUCAUGAUGAAGAUGAUGGCUCUGGAGCCUUUUCCCUGCGAGGAUGGAGGUCAACUGGCCACAGACAGCACAGAGGAGUACUCUCAUGCUAAAGAGCGUUGUGGUAGACCUGGAGUUAGACCACCUGUGGGAACCCUGAGCAAAUCUGAGUGGGAUGCAACCAGUAUCUACUUGGUGUUUGUGUUUCAGAAAAUGUCCUGAUAUUCCCGAAGAAUCUCCGUCCGACGCUUACCUCACCUGUUCCUCAGUUUGUGUCUGUACAGUUUGUUUUUCUGUUGUCCUUUUUAAAGAUUUGUUUUGAUAUAAUGUGAACUUGUUAAAAAAAAAUGAAUUCAAACUGAAAAUAAAAUCAGUUGCUCUCUGCUA
Molecule: messenger RNA, 1440 nt
Organism: Girardinichthys multiradiatus
Lineage: Eukaryota; Metazoa; Chordata; Actinopteri; Cyprinodontiformes; Goodeidae
Gene: rnmt
Product: RNA (guanine-7-) methyltransferase
Exons: 11
Coding region: 106-1275 (389 amino acids)
Biological process (GO): 7-methylguanosine mRNA capping
Cellular component (GO): nucleus
Molecular function (GO): mRNA 5'-cap (guanine-N7-)-methyltransferase activity
Source: RefSeq, a predicted model, not a curated record